Messenger RNA from Oncorhynchus gorbuscha (pink salmon), 2119 nucleotides. RefSeq names its product von Willebrand factor C domain-containing protein 2-like. NCBI's taxonomy places the organism in Eukaryota, Metazoa, Chordata, Actinopteri, Salmoniformes, Salmonidae. Gene Ontology annotation, biological process: negative regulation of BMP signaling pathway. The record is from RefSeq and is a predicted model, not a curated record. The transcript is spliced from 3 exons. Gene Ontology annotation, cellular component: AMPA glutamate receptor complex. Bases 33 to 761 code for a protein of 242 amino acids. Gene Ontology annotation, molecular function: protein binding.
AACACCAGACGGUCACAGUGUCGAUAUCAGGAAUGAUGAACAGCCGCGCGCUUUGCCUCUACGUCGCGCUCCUCUACCCGAUCCCCAAAACAUUGACGGAAUACUCAACCAAUACUGACUCGGAGUACGAGUUUGGGGAUUACCGGGGCAAGUGGUGCUUAGACGACCACGGAUUUGUGUAUAGCAUCGGGGAGGUGUACUAUCCCAGUCCAUCUGCUUGUCCGUGCACCUGCACUGAAGACGGACCCGUGUGCAUACGACCCAAGUGUCCUCGCAUUCAUCCUCGAUGUACACGGAUUAAAUACAAGUCCUGCUGUCCAGUGUGUGAGGCAGUUAGCAAAGUGUGUGUAUAUGGUGGCAAAAUGUACAGAAUAUUCGAAGAAUUCAGGUUGUCACGCUGUGAGAGAUGUCGUUGCGAGUCCAACAGGGAGGUGUCCUGUUCCAUCUCUGACUGUCCUGCACCGCACUGUGUCAACCCUACAUAUGAGCCCAACCACUGCUGUCCUGUCUGCUACACUGGGCCCAAUUGUUUUGUGGGCGACAGAGUGAUCUCGGCAGGGGAGCGAGUAGAGAUAGACAAGCAGACUGUGUGUUACUGCACCUACCGGGACAGCACCUGGCAGAUGCACCCCCAUGCCACCUGCGAGCAGCGCCCGCUGCCGGACCCCGAUCUCAACCCCAGCCCCUCUGAGCCCCCCGAGGAAGACGAGACCAAGCAGAUGGACAGGGACUUCCGCCCCAGGCUGGACUGGAUCCCGUGAGCAGGCAGGAGGGUGGGUGUGAGGGUAAUAGUGCGCCAAGGGGAAACGGGGAGAUGAUAGGGCAGGUUGUUUUCCAUGCCCUGCUGAGUGCAGUCUGCAUAGGGCUUAGGGCCAGGGAUGAUCUACUACACCACAUUAUACAACCACAAUAACAUUACUAGCUAGUAGUGUUUGUGCAACAUUAUAUAAAACUUUGCACUCAGGAACAAUAUAUGGUGCACAUUAAAGACAAUACACAACUAUAACAUAUAGUUCCGUGAAAUUAAUUUGUCUCCAUUUUCCUUCACUUGCAAUAGUCUGGUUUUGUCAUCAAAGGGCUGGUGUAAGUGGACACUUAGAGAUGGUUGCAACAUUCACCCUUUUAUGAAUCUCAGGUUUACACUAGUGCACAUUAACGUUGCUCUGUAUAUUUCUUUGACUACUGUUGUUUCUUUAAUAACAUUGACAUCCAUCUCAGAAUGGUUCUAACGCUGAAAUGGAAAUGUUCCUUUUUCUGUAUAAAUUGACUUGUAGUUCUAUGAAGUGUACCUGGACAUAUCAAAUAAACAUCAGGAACCAUGUGUAUCAAGCGUCUCAGAUUCAAGUGACAAUUUAGGAUCAGUUUUGCCUUUAAUAGAUUACAAUGAAUAAGAUUACAUGGAUAAUGGGCCCUGACCACAGAUCAGCCCUCCUACGGAGACGCUUGAUAUGGACCCAGUUGAAUGAAUGACAAUGUCCCAUCCUUAUACUUGUUUACAUGCAGGCAAGCUCCUACACCAGGGGUAUGUAACCCUGUUCUUGGAGUGCCACAAGUACAGCAGGGUUUUGUUCCAACUAGGCACCACAUGACCAAUUGAUCAGUUCAGUGAUUGCCUGAAUUCAACACACCUGGUCUGCCAGGUUAAUUAAAUCAGAAACAUGAAGUGGUUGCUGCACUACGGGACCAAGGUUGCCUACCCCAACCUACACUUUUCCCUGGACAAGGAUUCUAGCUGAUCUCAGGGCCCUUACAUGAAAAUGUCACUUGUCUUGCCUUUAGGUUAGCCACUUGGUAAUUUUGUAAAUAUAUAUUAUUUUCUGGUACUACAUGUACCCAUCUCGUUAUUAAAUACAUUGUUUUUGUGCGGGCCUUCAUAUCCCUCAAUGCAAACUUAAUUUAAGCUCUUCGACGAGCAACCUCCUGCAAUAUGGAUUUGUAUUUUCAGCCAUGAAGAUAAAUUCACCCCUGCUAUCCAUAACUUAGUCACCCAUUAACAAGUUAUCAAAUAUAUCCUGACUUGGAUGACAAUUUUAUGGGCUCCCGAAUUGCACAGCAGUCUAAGAGACUGCAUCUCAGCGCCACUACAGACCAUGGUUCAAUCACAGGCUGUAUCACAACC